Messenger RNA from Diachasmimorpha longicaudata, 5617 nucleotides. RefSeq names its product Lipin (gene Lpin). Gene Ontology annotation, biological process: fatty acid catabolic process; triglyceride biosynthetic process; cellular response to insulin stimulus. The record is from RefSeq and is a predicted model, not a curated record. Gene Ontology annotation, cellular component: nucleus. Gene Ontology annotation, molecular function: transcription coactivator activity; phosphatidate phosphatase activity. The transcript has 9 exons. Bases 851 to 4150 code for a protein of 1099 amino acids. Lineage: Eukaryota; Metazoa; Arthropoda; Insecta; Hymenoptera; Braconidae.
UGAUAAAACUUUCAGUCAGAGUCAAGCGCUCCCCAAGAGCGCACGUUAUUUUUUGUUCAAAGUCUUUCUCAGUUAUUUUUGAACUGUAAACGUGAUUAUCUAGAGUGAUUAAUUCAAAUAUUUUGUUAGUGGAGUGGACCUAAUGCUGGAUCAGUUGAUUCAACUCCGGAUAAGUCGAAAAUUCCGCUCUUGGGAUCACGUGUCCCAGCCAUCUUUAUCGACCGCACUGGCGAUAGGACAGUGCUGUCAUUGGACUUUACCAGUACCACGUGAUCACUGACGUUUCCGUGGAGGAGGUUCCCCCCACUGCUGGGGAAAACGUGUGCAGGGCCGGUGCUAGGCUCAGUGAACAGAGAGAUAACCCAGGAGAGCCCCCGAGGAACAAAGGACCUCAAGGGCCGAAAAUUGCGCAUUCGUCGCACCUGUUAAAGUGAUUAAAAAAUUGCGUUAACCAUUUAAACAAAAAUCAUUUGAACAAUUGGAAGUGCUCGAAAGGUCUUUUGACAUCUGAGGAAGUCCCAAGAGACACCUGUACUCUGUCAUAUCUGUCAGUUGAUGGGACCGAACCACUGGACAAAUAAUUAGUCAGAUUUUUUUUUACUGAUGAGUGAUUACGAUCGAGAGAGGAUUUGACCAGUCAAAAUGACCGGAGACGACGUAAUUGAGUAAUUCUGUCACUGUCAGUGUGAAAAUGAUUGAAUGAGACACGACUGCGUUUGAAUAAACCAGCUCGAGCCUGUCCAGACAAAGGGAAGACGUAAUUUCAUGCUGAAAUUAUCGGAAUAGCAUCAGAAAUUGCUGAAAAUAAUUACGACAUUAAUUUGCGACUAGCCGAAGGAUUGACGUUAAAAUGUACAGCAUGAACUACAUCGGAAAGUUUAUCAGCAAUUUUCGAGAUUUUUAUAAUGAAAUUAAUGCUGCUACGCUGACUGGUGCGAUCGAUGUCAUUGUCGUCGAGCAGGAGGAUGGCUCCUUCAGCUGUUCACCGUUUCACGUUAGAUUUGGAAAGCUUGGGGUGCUCAGGUCAAGGGAGAAAGUGGUGGACAUAGAAAUAAAUGGUGAGGCUCAACAAAUUCACAUGAAACUUGGGGACUCAGGCGAAGCUUUCUUUGUCGAGGAAGUCCCUUAUGAUGGUCUCCAUCGCCCUACCGACAUCCCGCCGCACCUGGCGUGCUCCCCUAUCCCCGACGACAACUGCUUUCCACCCCCCAGGUUCCACCUGCUCUCUGACUUGCCAAAAGAGCAGCACGAGAAGAUUCUGAGAGACUCUGUUCUCUCGAUUGAGCGUGAAAAACUGGAGCGAAUGUCCUCAUUGCCACCAGACCAGCGGGAGAAAUUCCUCAUCGAGCAAUUCUCUGAUCUUCCAACUGAGGAUCGUGACAAAUGGCUGCUGAUAGCCUCCAUGACAUACGAGGAACGUGACAAAAUCUUCAAGGAGAGCGUUAGCACAAUGUCGACGCUUCAGAAACAACAGGUGAUCAGGGACGAGUACUCAGCGUUGAAGAUCGAGGACAGAGAACGUCUCUUCAAGGAGAACUUUCCAGAGUUACCCGCUGAACAGAGGCCCUCGUUCGAGAAAGCUCUGCUCAAUGACUGGAGAUCCACAGACGAGAAAGAGAAGAACCCACCACCGACCGAAGAAGAGAUCUUCGACAUGGACAACAUCGAUGAGGAGGAGCCCAAGCCAGUGGUCUCCACCCCGAAGUCCUUCGUUGCUGUGACAUCCACCGAGAGAAUCCGAAAGAUCAGCGUCGUGAACAACGACUUCAGGCCCAUCACUGACGAUCCCCAGGGCAGUGUCAAAGAAAAAUCAAGUGACGAGUCCAUUCCCUGUGCUGAGAACAAGACUAUCAAGGAGGAGGUGAAGAAGGAGGUGAAGACCCAGGCGAUGUCGAAGAGAAAGAGGAAGAGGAAGAGUAUCAUGAAGAAGAAGGGCUCCCAGAGGAAGACCUCCAAUGAAAGUAGCAGUCAGACUGAAGUCAGUGAGAGUGAGGUAGCUGUUGCUGAGAGCACUCAGGGCGAAUCAGAGAAGGAGACGACUCCUGUUGAGGUGUCCAGUCCCCCUCCGGACACUGAUUUCCAUUUUUUCAGCGACACGGAGAUAACUAAGAACCGGGAUUCUAGGCCAAGUUCACCAGCGCAAUCUGAUACUGAAUUUGAGAUGAGGAAAAUUGAGCAAGAGGUAAAAGAGAGAGAUGCUGAUAACAAAGGACAUCAGCAGAGCUGGAGAUGGGGAGAACUUCCGAGUCCUCCACCAGAGCCAUCACAUACAAUGAGUGCAUCAGCCACAUCUGCACCUCAGACUGACGCUGAGGCACAGCGUUCAAUGCUCAGCGGUAUGUUCUCCUUCAUGAAGAAAACUUCGCGUGUUAGGCACAAUCCAGAGUCCGAGGGAAUUUAUCUCAGUGAUUUGAAUGCCGAUGAGCUGGAUCCAGAAGUUGCUGCAUUGUAUUUUCCAACUUCACAUCGUGGAGCUACCGUUGCCAAAGAGAGAAAAGCAAUGGACGAGGAAGAUACGGAAUCAGGAAAUGGCCCAAGUUUGCCCCAGAGUCCAAAUAGCGUAGAAGGUGCCAUAGGAGGUCCAAAAUCUCUAGAUAGUGAUUUUGAUGAGCAUAAACAAUCAAUGUUCGAUUCAAAUUUCGAUGUCAGCCUGUCAUUGUGCGGUGGACUUGAUACUGAUAAUGGUCCAACUGAAGAAUCAUUUCAUCAAAAUCAACUGCGAUUCGAGGACAUUUGCACCGACAUUAAACUGUUUGAAAAUCCAAAUUUGGUUGUUAAGAUAAAUGGAAAGUUUUACAAUUGGACAAGUGCCUGUCCAAUCAUUGUCACAUUAGCUGCUUAUCAGAGGUGUUUGCCACAGCACACUAUUGAAAAUUUGUAUUCAUUGCCAAUGCAUCAAGAUAAAAAGGAGGGAAGUGUACUUCAGGAUGGUAAUAAGGUUGGCGAAGUGAGAAGUGGGGGAUACAGUUCGUGGUUUUCCUGGAGGAGAUCAGCUUCUCAACCGCCUAAGAAACCGUCAGGGAUCGCUGAAGACGAACCUAAAGGGCACAUUCCUGAGCUGAAUAGCGCAUCGAAAACCCUCGCAGCUGUUGAGGACGCAGUCGAUAAUGAAGCAAUAACAGAAUUGAAAGAAGAGCACACUGAGGAUAUCCCAGUUUCCCCAGAGUCCGAGAAACUCCUCUCAAGCAGCCCAGAGGACCCAAAAAACCCUUCAAAAGCUUCUGAAAAGUCCCCGGAGCGUGAGGGUGAGGGUUACAGUGGCUCAGAAGACUCUGACAGCAAUCAAAAUGAGCCUCAGGGCGUGAAGAUCCCCAAGGAGCGAAGACCCUACUACGAACCCACCGAACAGUACAGGAAGACCUUAAGAUUAUCCUCCGAGCAGAUAGCCAGUCUAAACCUCAAGGAAGGCCCCAACGAAGUGGUCUUCAGCGUGACAACUGCCUACCAAGGUACCUCCAGAUGCAAAUGCCACAUUUAUCGGUGGAAGUGGAACGAUAAGAUCGUCAUCUCCGACAUUGAUGGGACAAUCACAAAGUCAGACGUCCUCGGACACAUCCUGCCGAUCGUUGGAAAGGACUGGGCGCAGUCCGGAGUUGCUCAGCUCUUCACAAAAAUCAAGAAUAAUGGGUAUAAAUUGUUGUACCUGUCUGCACGAGCUAUUGGACAGGCGCGAGUAACCAGGGAGUAUCUGAAGAGCAUUAAACAGGGGGAUCUUUCACUGCCUGAGGGUCCACUGCUACUCAACCCCACCAGUUUGAUUUCGGCCUUCCAUCGGGAAGUCAUUGAGAAGAAACCUGAGCGAUUCAAGAUCUCCUGCCUCAGUGACAUUCAGGCACUUUUCCCUGAGGGAUCGAAACCUUUUUAUGCUGGCUAUGGUAACCGCAUCAAUGAUGUUUGGGCAUAUAGAGCUGUUGGGAUUCCCAUUAUGAGGAUUUUCACCAUCAAUCAUCGUGGGGAGUUGAAGCACGAACUGACGCGAACAUUCCAGUCAUCGUAUUCGAACAUGAGUUUCAUCGUCGAUCACCUCUUCCCCCCCGCCUUCCGGGAGGACGCCGCCGACGAAUUCAAUAAUUUUUCGUACUGGCGUGAUCCAAUCCCAGAAUUAUCAGAUAUCGGGGACAUCUUAACAGAGCUCCAAAUUACUCAAUAAUUACCAAAUGCUCCGAAGACGUAAUUAAGAUAAACUGCUUGUCGACUUUGUUCUCAUUGUGUUCGUGACAAUUACUCACCUCCACUUCGGUGAAUCGAGGUAAUUACGAUGAUUAUAAUGAUAAAUAUUCGUCAUUCGCAUUCAAGCUAACUUUUGUACUCUUCCGAUUGAAGAAAAAAAAAAUGCAAAUCACGAUUUAAUUGCUUGAGAUAACGAUUCGACGAGAAAAAUUGAUAUUCGAAUCGUACUUAUCCGCUGCUUUAUGUAUUUUCGUAGUGAGAUAAAUCAUCAACAUCAGCAGGGUAUAAUAAUGGUGACGAUAAAUAGCAUUCCAACGGUGAAUGUGUGAUUAGUGGGUUUAUUAAUUUAUUAUUAGUUUAUUUUUCUUUGAUUUUGGAAAUGAGGAAGAGGCCUACCAUGUUUAGUUCUGCCUUUUCAGGGAAUUUCUAGUCGAGAAAUUGAGUAAGUGAAUUUUAUUCUAGGAUUUACCCAUACAAAAAUUUAAUGUUAAUAUCCACAGCAAAUAUUCCAUCAUAUUUUGAUUGUGGGAAAGUUAAUCGAUGGAGAAUGUUACCUUUGUGUCUUGUCGAAUGCUCGAGAUAAUUUCUAUUUAUUUUUUUACAAUUUAUUCAUUUAAUUGGCACUCUUUUGAUGCCACGUAGAUUUAAAAAUCGAAAAAAAUCACUGAGUAGACAUGAAUUCAUUCUAUUGUGAUAUUUGGGUCAAAUUUGCAAGCUGAAUUAAUCUCAAUUAUUUGAGGAGUCGUUGAAUACUGAUAGAAAGUUGCGAUAACUUUUUUCCAUUGAUUGUAACAGGGAAUUGACAAAUGUUAGAAAGUCAUCACCUGAUUGAUUGUAUUUUUUGUAUCGUUUGUGAUUUAUUUUCAAUUUAUUUUGUAAUUUGGAGAAGUAGUUUUUUUUUUCGUGACAGAAAUUCAUUCGUAUGAUCACAGUGCGAUUCUCUGUCUAACGGGAAUAUUAUUCCUGGAUAAUGAUAAUUACUGAAACGAUAAAUGACAAAAGGAAAGAAAUGACAAAACUUGUUAAACUCAAUACUUUCGGAAGGAUAAGGGAAGCAAAUUGAUUUACAGAUUUACAGAUGGAGUUUGUAAAUACAGUAGGCCAUUACGAAAGUUACUUUUUUUCAUACUUUUUAUUUUAUAGUCAAAAUGAAAUUAAUUUUGUAGUUUGAUUAAUCGAUUAUGAAUUUUCUAUGGAUUGAAAAUGAUGAAGUUUGACGGACCAGAUAGAUCUCACUCGCUCGUGCACACGCUUAUCUAUACCGAAACGAUGAAAUCGUACUAAAGAAAUGUGUUUUUGUAUUUGAAAUAAAAUGUGGUGAAGCUAGGAAAUAUUUCCCUCCAGGACAUGUCUCCUGGAGACGGUUCAGCUUCUGCUAAAUGUCAUGAAUGUAUCCGUAGCAAAAAAAAAAUUGUGAAAAAAUAAAAAAGGAAAAAUACACAGAUAA